Umbelopsis ramanniana AG is the source of this 1558-nucleotide messenger RNA. RefSeq lists its product as uncharacterized. Lineage: Eukaryota; Fungi; Mucoromycota; Umbelopsidomycetes; Umbelopsidales; Umbelopsidaceae. The transcript is spliced from 4 exons. Gene Ontology annotation, molecular function: signaling receptor activity. The coding region runs from base 332 to 1408 and encodes 358 amino acids. The record is from RefSeq and is a predicted model, not a curated record. Gene Ontology annotation, cellular component: membrane.
GCCUUUGCCUUCCAAUCUUUCUUCAGCAUUUGAGAGUGUUUUUUUUGAGUGGUCAUUAAACGAUAUUUUUCUGAAACCCUUCCCUUUCUUCUUUCUUUUACGUCUUUGUUUCUAAACCCCUUCCCAUUCACUACCUCAUCAUGGAACAGCUGAUAUCCAUAAAAAACAACACUAAAGGUGGUUGCGACGACGGUGCUAUCGACAUUGAAGACUUUGUGCAGAAUAAGCUUCGACCUUUCUUGCACAAGUUUAAGCACCAGCUAUCAACCUUUGAUGACCCAAGCAUUGCACUGCAAGAAUUCACAUUAAGCAAAGUACGAAAUAGCAAGCUAUGCACGAUUUAAACGAAAAAUUCAGAGAAAUAGAAGCCUUAUCCGAUGGCUACCUCGAGAAAAAAAUGGAAGACACCAUCGAUGCUACUAUGCAACAAAUUGAAGAAGUGGACGGUCGCAUUUCGACUGCGUUUGAACGAGCCUUUCAAGUUCGUCAAAGAGUAGGUGAUAAAAUUACCGAAGUGGCCGGAUUAGCCAGCGACCGUAUGGACUCUGUCAAAAAAAUCGUUGCUGACGAGGCGCGGCGAUUGCUCUUGUACGAUGAACUGCCUAUCGAAUGGAGAAACAAUGCGCAUAUUCUAACCGGCUAUCGAUUUCUACCUACCCCUUCUGCCUGCUGGCACUCUCUCACCUAUGUUCACAACGAAACCGGCAACAUCUAUACCCAUCUUUUAGGAUUCUUCUUCUUUCUCGGUCUUGGCAUCUACGAGUUGUUCUAUUCAACUUCACUUGCCUCGGUUCCCAAUUUUGAUCGAAUUGUUUUCGCUAUCUUCUUUAUCGCCGCAUGCAAAUGUCUCAUGUGCUCCACCGUAUGGCAUACCCUUUCGGGAAUCAACGACUACGACAUCUUUAAGCGCAUGGCUUGUUUAGAUUACGUUGGCAUCAGCGUAUUGAUAUCCGCUAGUGUCGUCCUUUUGGAGUACUAUGGAUUUUAUUGUAACGAUAUCUGGAGAAACACUUAUAUCGCUGGUACCACCAUCUUGAGUGUUAUUGGUGUUUGCAUGCCUUUUAGCGAAUGGUUCAACCAAAACGAAUUCAAAUGGCUUAGAAUUGCCUUCUUCAUCGCGCUAGCUGCCUCCGGAGUUUUGCCUAUUUUCCAUUUGGUUGCUAUCCAUGGAGCAUCACACACCUUGAACUGGUUGUCACCGCUUCUGUAUUCAUUGGGAUCCUAUCUACUUGGUGUGUUUGUUUACGGAAAUCAACUUCCUGAAGCUGUUUGGCCUGGUAAAUUUGACCAUAUCGGCCACUCGCACCAGUUCUGGCAUCUCUUUGUUUGUGGAGGCAUUUGGUUCCAUUAUGUUGCUGCCUUGGGCUUCGUAAGAGAACGCGAAGUGUUCGGCCUCUGCUCCCUAUAGAAUUUUUCCUACACAUUAUAGAUCAUCCAUCCUAAGCCAUAUCCAGACAGCCUAUCUAAUACCUUCCCUUGUUUCACUUGUAUAUUUUUUCUCCAACGAUUACCAUCAAGAUACGUUUUAGUUAUACCAUUCGGUAACUCAUCUGCCUGC